Messenger RNA from Penicillium brevicompactum, 951 nucleotides. RefSeq names its product Zn(II)2Cys6 domain-containing transcription factor gliZ (gene gliZ). The transcript is spliced from 3 exons. Gene Ontology annotation, molecular function: DNA-binding transcription factor activity, RNA polymerase II-specific; zinc ion binding. Bases 1 to 951 code for a protein of 316 amino acids. Gene Ontology annotation, biological process: regulation of DNA-templated transcription. NCBI's taxonomy places the organism in Eukaryota, Fungi, Ascomycota, Eurotiomycetes, Eurotiales, Aspergillaceae. The record is from RefSeq and is a predicted model, not a curated record.
AUGCUGUCUGCCGCAAACUUGACCAACCGCCAGACCCAAGUCCAACAGUCUCCCAGCAAGCCUCGUACGAAAGAGCAGCAAGACUCAACACUCCGGACUGCCUGUGAUUGUUGUCAUGCUGCUAAGAUUCGCUGUAGUGGUGGCGCGCCGUGUACGCGCUGCGCAAGAGACCAAAAGGCAAAGAUUGGAAAGCCAAGAGGCAGCUUGAACAAGAAGACAAUUGAGCGAUUACGCAUGAAGGAGAAGCAGAGGCAGGCGCCGCAAACACCCCCAUCGACAGCAGGUUCUGUGGAUGUCGCUGAGCCUAUCCCUCCUCUUCCCAGCUGUGACAGCCCUGCUGGUGUGAACCUGGACUUGGGUCCUGUUUCGCCCGAUCAGCCCAUGCCUACUCCUCCGGACUUUGGGUUAGGCAUGACGUUUGACGACCUGAUAUUCCCAGAGUCACAACUGGAGAGCUGGCUCCCAGAAACAACAGAGGGCUUUCAGACUUAUAACAGGGAUGCUCUGUGGCUACGCGGAAUGUAUGCUGACUCGACCAAGGGUCACCAGUUCAGCAAGCCGAUUCACAUCCUACACCUCGGCCAUCGUUCUCUACGGGCGCGGCGAGCGACGAUCCCCAUCCCGCAAGCUCCACGUUAUACAGGCCGCUUUCCUUCGACUCAUCAGCUUGCCGAUCACCCCAGCUCGCCGAGUCCUCCUCCUUCGGCUUCAACUUACCAUUAUUCACCCAACAAUCAGUCCGACCUGAAUCCCGACCGUGCCAAUCCCCUUGCACCUGUUUCCCGACGCUCAGCCACCAUCUUUGCACCUUACAAGCGACAUCCUCAACAACCGAACACUCCCAAGCCCUCGACACCCUCCUCAUCCAAUCCCAACGCAUCCUCCCCUCCAUCUGCUCCCUCGCCACCUGCCAACGCUGCCGUCGCGACACUCAGACCCUAUUCCUCGUGA